AUCGUUUUGUUUAGUUUAUAAUAUAGUUUCGCGUUACUUCUCAUUGUCGUAUAAUAUACGGGAAAGGGUAAAAUUAAAAAAAAUAAUAAUAACAAUAAUAAUAGGUAAUAACAAAUUUCUCGUUACAAUAAAUACCGAGUUACUACGACAAACGAGCAAAAAUUGGAUAUUUCGGGUACACUCUGAUAUCGACUAGUUUUACUUGACAAGUCAGUAUAUUAUUAUUAUAAUGUAUAAAUUAUUACUUAUUCUAAAUUUAAAAACAACAAUUAUAUUAUAAUAUUAUGUAUUUGUUACUAAUUUGAAAAAAAACAAUAGAAACUAAGAUUUUAAUAUUUAAUCGACAUUCGAAUAAUUCCAACGCCUAUUAUAUAAUAUACACGUAUAUCAUAUUAUAGGUAAUGAUUUAUUCAUCAUGUUUUCUCUUAAUAAAUUUUAUUUCAUAUAAUUCCAUAUAAAAUUAACAUUCGAAUCUAUAAAACUGUGUACCUAAUUAAAAAAUUCGCGUACACGUAUAUUCACGUACCUACUAAGUACAUACGUGAAUACUUUUUUUUUUAUUCACGUGUACACGGGACUCUUCCGCUUUCAUGUACCAACUAAUUAAUUCAAGCUUUCAAUCGACGCCUCUAGUAAUCUAUAAUAUAUUAUUUAAAUAUGUACACAUUUUUUUUUAAAAUUUUAAAUAUAAUAAAAAUAAACAUCCUAAUAUAACUAAUUAAAAUAAUUUUAACGUUUAUUAUAACGUUCAAUUAUAUGAAACGAUUAAAAACGGGUUCAUUCUUAUUAUGCAAAUCAAUUAAACACCCUAUGGUGCCAACCGCAGAUUCCAAGGGGGAAUCUGCAUUAUCAGAAUGGCCGUCCCUCCAAUAAUGUACACCAAAAUAAUAUUCCAUACAAUAUAUCACUUUAUAAAUACACGCUUUAUUAUAGAUAUAAUCGUUUACUAUAUAGAUACCUAUACAAUGAUAUAAAUAAAAAAGCGGCUCCCCUUGGUCAUUUUACCGUGGGGGUUCUUGUACAAAUAUGUUAUUAAAAUAUAAAAAAAGUAAACCUUCCGGUAAAAUUAUAAAAAACAAAUUUCAAGUAUAAUAAUAGUAAUUAAAACGAGCAAAUAUGAUUCCAAAUCGAAUAUUAUGAUUUGCUUAAUCAUCUAUGCCAACGAGUAGGUUGGUCUAUGUCAGGACCUUGAAAUUAUGAUAUUAUAUUUAAACGAUGAAGUAAAAAUAUUUUAGUUUUCUUUCCGCAGGUUCCUCGGACACCUUUUCUAUUAUUAUUCAAUUGGAUUGCUGUUUUAAAGUUACGGUUAUUUUUCUAUUCGUUUGACAGCUGCUGUACGUGUAAAUAAUUCAUAAUGAAGACCACGGAAACAAUAACUGAUACAUUUAACGACGGGACUAUUCUAAUAACUGGAAGUACGGGGUUUUUGGGAAAGAUACUCACAGACAAAUUGCUCAGAUCCUGCGGUCUCUUGAAAACCAUCGCAGUCCUCGUGCGAAAUAAAAGAGGCUUGACGGCCGAACAAAGAAUGACGGACAUGUAUAAUCAAGUUGUAAGUAUAAUACACAUAUUGCUUUGUUAUUUACUUUUUUGACAAAAUUAUAAUAUUAAAUAAUCAGAGGCGUAUUUAUAUGCAGGCACUAUAGGCACAUUACUACAGUGAACAAUUUUGAGGGCUGACAAAUUUUUUAAGGUUAUAAGUUUUACGUUAUUAUUGAUAAAAUGGCUAAUGAAAACCUUGAAAACCUAACCUAACCUAAGUUUUACAAAACGUUUUUUGAUACAUUCGAAGUACUAUUAAAAAUCACAUCUUUAAAUUCUUUGCAAAGAAUAGUUGAGUUAGCUGAGAAAUUGCAAAACAUAUAAACCCAAAUGAUUUGGACAACACUUUUUCGUGAGAAUGCUUACAUUUGCAGUCGCAUUUAUUGAAUAGUGAUAUUGACAUAGAUAAUUUAAUUCCGAUCAAAUUACGCAAGUAUUUAAGAAACAAAUCGUUGCCUAUUGAAAUAUUUUCGAACAUUGAUACAUCAUUAAGAAUUUUCAUUCGUGUACCAGUGUCUAAUUGUACUACAGAAAGCGUUUUCAUGUUUAUAACGUCUACAAUAUUAUCCAAGAUUUACUCUAACUGAUGAAAAAGUAAUCAUAAUUUAGCAUUGCUCUCGAUAGAGAACGACAUGUUAAAAAAAUUGAAUUGUGACACAUUUGCUGUUACCAAAUAUCGACGAAAAUAGAUAUAAUUAAUAAUUAUCAUAAUAUACAAGUCUAAAAAAAUGAUUUUAAUUUUAUAAAUUAUUAAUUAUUAAUAAAAAUGAUUUACUUCUUAAGAAAUUGUGUUUUAGUAUUUAAAUACAAUUUUUUUUCAUACUUACCUAAUUAUUAUUUAUUUUAUAGAUAGUAAGUAAUUAAAUGAUAAUUCAGUUAGUGUGAUAUUUUAGUUAUUUAGGGUGGACAUUUUCUACAGGCCUACACAUGGGAAAUAUGUAAAUACGCCCCUGUCAAUAGCGGCUAUAUCCUUACAAAAAUAUACGCUGUUGAUGAUAUUUUUGAUAACCUACCGAAAAAUAUAUUAAAAGUGAUAUUUAUUGUAGAAAUCUAGAAAACAUAAAAACCUGAGAAAAUUAAACCCAUCAUAAUAUAUUGUAAGCUUUACAAAAUGUAAUCGGACCAUGUUACUAUAAUUUCUCACUUGUUCAUCUUCUUAGAUGUGUAUAUGUAGCUGAAGCAACAUUAAAACGUUAGACCAUAGAAUAGCCUCCAAUAAUAAUAUUUGUACCUUAAAUAAUACACUGAGAAAUUUCGUUUUUAAUUCUAUAUAUUAUAAAAGGUUUUCGAUCGACUCCGAAAGAGGAAACCCGAUUUUAUGAAUUACAUUAAAGUGAUUAACGGCAAUAUCGAAGAACAGUCGUUGGGUUUGUCGUUGACCGAUCGUAAUUGGUUGAUUCAGAACGUGAAUUUCGUUUUUCAUUGCGCCGCUACGGUUAAAUUUAAUGAACCUUUGGAUUUGGCGACGAAAAUAAACGUCCUCGGAACUACGAACAUAUUGGCGUUGGCGGCUGAAAUGAAACAUUUAAAAGUGACGACGACUGAGCAAUUAAUUAUUGUCAUAUUAAAAUAUUUCGAUAAAUGUAUGUAAAAUUUCAGGGAUUCGUGCACGUUUCGACCGCUUAUUCACACUGUCCGAGGAACGAAAUCAAAGAAAAAUACUAUCCUGUUCCCAUAACCUCCACGGAACUCUCAGAUCUUCUCGAAAUCGACGCACUAACAUCCGAGUAAAUAUUAUUGAAAUUGUAGUAAACAGUGACGAUUUUCGAAUUUGUUAUUAAAGUUAAUUCAAAGCUGGGC
Messenger RNA from Cinara cedri, 3342 nucleotides. NCBI's taxonomy places the organism in Eukaryota, Metazoa, Arthropoda, Insecta, Hemiptera, Aphididae. The record is from the annotation of a GenBank genome assembly.